Molecule: messenger RNA, 471 nt
Organism: Aspergillus tanneri
Lineage: Eukaryota; Fungi; Ascomycota; Eurotiomycetes; Eurotiales; Aspergillaceae
Exons: 1
Coding region: 1-471 (156 amino acids)
Source: RefSeq, a predicted model, not a curated record
AUGGAUGGCACAUUCCAACGGCUUCUCGAUACUAUCCAGCGAUUUCUACUCUACUCUACACCGUCGAGCUAUCUGCACCUCGGCAACUUGUUGUCGAACACCCUUCGCCUUCGGUCUCCUAUGGAACCAUGUAUCUACGAAAACAUCUACUCCUUCUUCGCAGGCACACAUACAAAUAUAUUAAUGCAUAUUACCCGCAUGGGAAUUAUCCAAACGUUUUCAGCCUCUGCUACCAAGGACAAUCUCCAGAGACUAGAGGGCAUUCUGAUCCUCCUCUCAAGUAGCCAGAAUCAGGUGUUUAAUUCCAAGUUCACACUGCGCGAUUACGAGUUUCUGCGACGGACUUUUGAAGAGCGGCAUUAUCGUAGGUUCUUGGUCGAGGGUUAUGGACAUACUGAUCCGGUUGUGGGGAAGAGUGCUGUGAAGGAUGUAUACUGGACGGUGUUUGAGCAUUUAUUAAAUAUUUUCUAG